Suillus plorans is the source of this 765-nucleotide messenger RNA. RefSeq lists its product as uncharacterized. The transcript is spliced from 6 exons. The record is from RefSeq and is a predicted model, not a curated record. Gene Ontology annotation, cellular component: cytoplasm. Bases 1 to 765 code for a protein of 254 amino acids. NCBI's taxonomy places the organism in Eukaryota, Fungi, Basidiomycota, Agaricomycetes, Boletales, Suillaceae.
AUGUAUGAGGCGAGCAAGCGCCGUCCCGAGCGGGCAGGUCAGAGUUCACUGUUUGACGAUCUGUCAUUUCAGAUCAUUCAUGCGAUCUACUUGCUAGAACGCAUACUACAGAACUUUCGGACUCGAUCAGUGAACUUCGGUAUCGUUUUCUUCAAUGUCAACCGACACCUAGUACUGCGAGCGGGCGAGUCAGAGUUUACUAUUGCAUCUCGAGCCCUGGCCAGGAGACUCUUAUACAAGCAUCUCCAGUCGCUGGAUUUGGUGAAUAUCCUCACCUUCGCAAGUCUGUCCAACGAAAAUUGGAUCAAUUAUCGUGUUCAAACCAAGCCAAUGUUUGCCAUGGUCAAUGACGGCGGUACACUGAAGGAAGGAGUUGGGGGACAAUUCGCUGCCCAUCAAAUACUUGCUCAACGAUUAUUCAUCUUCGAUUUGCUGGCUAGUGGCUUAGCAAUGGCGCCACUUCAGGGUGCUGAUUUCAGAGACACCAAGAUCGUUUUUGAAUCAAAACCUCGCUUAGGCCAUCAAGGGCAUUUCCCCAAGGCUGUCCUAUCUGCGGGUGUCGCUGCCAGGGACGUUCUUGCUACGUCCCUGUCUUUCUUCGACCUCCAAACAUUGUCUCCUGGAUCAAGGGGUCUCAUUCAAUUCGUAUUCUCGUCUGGGCAGUUGUGUUGGCGUGUCACCACAAUCGCUCGAAAUUUUGCAGAAGCGAACUCUCCUAGUAUCGCUUCGACCAAGAAGCCGCUGCCAUACUUAUGGCAAGGAUAG